AUGUCAGAGCAAAGGCAACGUUCCCUGUCCACCUCAGGAGAGGCCCUCUAUCUGGUCCUGGGCCUCGACAAGACCUGUACACCAGAUGACAUCAAGAAGUCCUACAGAAAACUUGCUUUGAAAUAUCAUCCAGACAAGAACCCAGAGAACCCGAACGCCACAGAUAAAUUCAAGGAGCUCAACAAUGCCCACUCCGUGCUGUCAGAUGCCUCCAAGAGGAACAUCUACGACAGCUAUGGCUCCCUCGGUCUGUACGUGGCACAGCAGUUUGGAGAGGAGAACGUCAAUGCUUAUUUCAUGCUCUCCAGUUGGUGGGCAAAGGGUCUGUUUGCGGUCUGCGGCGUGCUAACAGGCUGCUACUUCUGCUGCUGCCUGUGCUGCUGUUUCAACUGCUGCUGUGGGAAGUGUAAACCCAAAACUCCUGGAGAGGAGGACCCCGACACCUACGUGUCCCCUGAAGACCUGGAGGAGCAGAUCCGCACAGACAUGGAGACAGACGCUGACGACGUCCCCAUAAUACAGCAGCCAACCAAUGCAAGCGAGAGGACCGGGUUGAUUGGUGACGGACGACGGGCCUAUACCUAACACAACUGAGAAGAAAGAUCGGAGGACUGGUGAUGUCAUAGGGAUUCCAGAACUGGCUUUAAAUACGUGUAUUUGAGUAUUUGUUAUUUGAAUACUUAUUUUCAAUGUAUUUUAGUAUUUUCAAAUAAUGUGGCCCGAAUCAACUACAACUAAGUAUUUGAAAGUGUUUUCAAAUAAUUUCCUAUAAAUAGCCUACUAUUUAACUUGUUUCAAAAACAAUUUUCAAAUACCUGGGUUAAACGCAUGGGAGUGUAUUUCAGUCAUUUUAUUUCAGUAUUUUCAAAUACAUUACAAUAUUCAACUACUUGUCUUUUCAAAUAAGACAUAUCUACUUACUUCCAAAUGUAUUUGAAAGUAAUUUAAACACCCUAAAUAGUAUUUGAACCCAGGUCUGAGGGGAUUCAUUCCUUGACCUGGUAGAUCCCAAAAGGGUUCCAAUUACAUUCCACCCCUUGACUACACUUUGUAAAUUCUGAAUGAGUGUUAGUUUGUGUGCAUUGUGUUUUGUGUUUGUUUGUUAUUUAUUCUGAACAAAAUACAAAGUAUCCCUAGAAUUGUGCAUUUAAAAGUGUGGCUGUGAAAGAAUUGAGAGAUGUCAGUAUUUUGUCAUGUGAGCAAUAAA
Messenger RNA from Salvelinus namaycush (lake trout), 1207 nucleotides. Its product is annotated as dnaJ homolog subfamily C member 5-like. Lineage: Eukaryota; Metazoa; Chordata; Actinopteri; Salmoniformes; Salmonidae. Bases 1 to 585 code for a protein of 194 amino acids. The record is from RefSeq and is a predicted model, not a curated record. The transcript is spliced from 4 exons.